Messenger RNA from Naegleria fowleri, 1914 nucleotides. RefSeq lists its product as uncharacterized. The coding region runs from base 1 to 1914 and encodes 637 amino acids. The record is from RefSeq and is a predicted model, not a curated record. NCBI's taxonomy places the organism in Eukaryota, Heterolobosea, Eutetramitea, Acrasida, Naegleriidae. The transcript is spliced from 3 exons.
AUGUCCAAGGAUGGUGAGAGAAAGGGUCUAAUCAUGUCCAAGCUCGUUGUUUGUAUGAUCUGCCUUUUGUUGGCUAUACAACUGGCAUUUGCUCAAAAGAUGGGCUUUGAAACCGAGUCCAAUACUGCUCGUUUCCAAGGAGGUGUUUCAAAUCGACAAGUGACAGAAGUUACAUUCAAUGGACAACAGGGACAAGUAAGAUUGAGAAAGGGUGACUUGGUGGAUCAUGCCCCAGGAUAUCAACAUGGCCAAGUACCACUCGUUCAUCCAACUUUUGAAAUUAUUGAUCAAAACACACAUCCUGUGGAAUUUGUGAGCGAUCCGAUUCCUUUCGCAAGAGGUCUCAAUGACAUUUGUCGAGUCACUCAAGAUUUACAGCAAAUGCUCGACCAUGUUCGACAACAAGGAAACGAAAACAACAUUUUAGACAAUUAUUUCAGACAACGUGGUUUGAAUUUAGUCAAUGCAAACAAUGGAGCAGUUGAUCAGGCCUUACAAAUUACCUUUUCUUUCCCAAUUAACAAGGGAAUGUUUUCAUUGAGAGCCCUCUCUCGUUUCCUGGCAGCAAGACAAGCAGAACCAGCUCCACAAAAUCAACCUUCAUGGUUCAAAGCUGUUGAUUAUCCACUGUUUAGUCAUAUCAUCACAUUCAUUGAUACCGAUCAACACUUGAGUAAUUAUCCUGACAAUGUCAAGUUCUUCCUCUUUUUCAUGCUUCAGUACUUCUCAUUGGGAUCACAAGGCAAUUGUAAUGCUGGACCUUAUGCUAAACUCGUUUCAGGAAUGGUUCUUCUUCGUACGAACAUGUAUGAAUUUGUGAAUCAUGGUGGUCAACAAUCGGUUCGUAACUUGUUGCAAAAUCCACUGAACACUGUUGUGGAAGCCUAUGAGCGUUUCAGAGCUUACUUUAAUCCUAUUAGAGGAGCCACACCUCAACUUGGAGAAUGUGUUUCACAUCCUAACUGCAUUGGUAAAUGUUUUGGCCAAUCCGACACGUAUUACUUUGCCAAAAAGUAUGAAUUGAACACAAAUUUUCCAUUCUCGGCCAAUGAAUUUUUCCAAAACUUGUUCAGAAAUAAUGGAAGAGAUUUAUUCUCCACUAAUGGAGCUGUUUUCGACAAUGCAUUUGGAAGAUUUGGUGUCAAUGUGGGUGGUCAAGCUACUGUCAUUUAUGAAGUUCGUUUUGUGAAUGGUUUCUCUUAUAGUGGUUCACAACAAUCUGCCGCUGCUGUGCAAAGCAGAAUUCCAUCUUAUUUCAAUUUAGGAAAUGAAAUUAUGAAUCAAAAUAAUUUACAGCAAGUCGAUGUUGGAGUAAAGAUUUGCGAUCAUCAACAUCAAUUGGUUGCAUUGCAAGCUCCUCAACCACCACAAGCUCCUCAACAACAACAAGUUCACAACAUGAGACAAAACAGAAGAAUGGUUAAUGAUGCCAUCAAAGAUCAAAGACAUCAAAGAAGAAAUUCAAUGCCAAAUUUGGGAGGUGCUCCAAAGAAUCCAGCACCAACCAAAUACAAGGAAGUUGCGGCAACUGUUCUUUCUAAUGAUGAGCCUAACAAUAUUAGUAUUUUGAGAGAAGAAAGAAGAAAAGUUCGUGUUCAAAAAAGACUCGACCGAGAGUUAAGAAGAACAAAAGAAGGUCAAAAUAAUCUUUCUCAACAACCUUCUGAGGCUCAAAUAAGAAGAGAGGCAUUGAGAUUGGCAAGAGAAAAGAAGAGAUUGGCUCGUGAGGAAGAACGAGAUGUUGCAGCUGGUGUGAAACCUGUGACUGAACAAGAUUUGCAACAAAUUAUUCAACAACAGGAAGAAAAGAAGAAAGUACAAGUUCAGCAGACCAUGACACCUGAAAUCACUCAUCAAGUUGUGAAGAAUGGAAAUGGUGUUCAUGUUAAUAUCAAAUUGAGAUUAUAUGAUUAG